CGCUUGUUGGUUGUACUUGUACCUAGUAUGUGCGGCUACUGCAUGAUUAGAAGAUAGCGCAAAAAUUCACAGGAUAUACAGAAAGGUGCGGAGGAAGCAAAGAAGACGGGAAUGCAUCCCUACACUUUGUAGUCCAAUGAACUGCAAAAGUGAAACUGAACCACAUGACUGAACUAGAUAGACUACAAAAUAAUGAUGAUAGUGACUUCGUCGUCUAGCUUACAGAAUAACGUUGGGACAUGUUCAGUCGUCUGGGCAAGUCUGAACAUUGUGGGUGGUAGGUGCUGUGUGGUUUCGUCCUUCGUGUCGCAGCAGAGCACCGGGGUUUGUUGACAGCGGCAGUGCAGUGCACGGAGCACUGCAGUUCUCCUACUUGAGCGUCGUCCCAGGAAGAAGAACCUCCGAUGGCUUCGAUGCGACGAGCGGCUUGGUUCACCGGCAUGCGCGUCUGCGCGCGCUGGGCCAGUAGUGACAGCAGUCACUCAUCAGCAAGUGGCCAGCGGCAGCGCACCUUCAAGAAAGUGGAGUCUAAUUCAUUCCUGGCAAAUCUUUUCAUGGGAGAGGCAAACUUGGCACAGAUAUUUCCCUUCCCAGAAGUUCUGACAGCUGACCAAACAGAGACGCUGGGGAUGCUAUUGGACCCCCUCAACAAGUUCCUUAUGGAGGUGAACAAUGCCGAUGCGAAUGAUGCCAACGGACGUAUCGCAGACGAGUCGAUGCAGGCGCUAAAGGCAAUGGGUGGCUUCGGCAUGCAGGUGCCUCCCGAGCUGGGAGGCAUCGGGGCUACCAACAGCCAGACAGCCCGCCUCAGUGAGACCAUUGGCGAGUACGACCUGGCACUUGGCAUCACGCUGGGGGCACACCAGUCUAUCGGCUUCAAAGGCAUCCUCUUGUUUGGCACCGAUGAGCAGAAGCGCAGGUACCUGCCUGGCCUGGCAGCUGGCGAGCAGCUGGCUGCCUACUGUCUCACCGAGCCCGACAGUGGAUCAGACGCCAUGUCUAUCAAGACCCGAGCUGAACUCUCGCCAGAUGGAAAACACUACGUUCUCAAUGGUGGCAAAAUCUGGAUCAGCAAUGGUGGCAUCGCUGAUAUCUUCACGGUAUUUGCCAAGACCCCAGUGAAACUAGACUCAGGGGAGGUGCGUGAUCGCAUGACUGCCUUCAUUGUGGAGCGCUCUUUUGGAGGUGUCACCUCAGGACCUCCAGAGAAGAAAAUGGGCAUAAAGGCAUCCAACACAGCAGCCGUCUACUUCGACAACACUCCAGUGCCUGUCGAGAACAUACUUGGAAGUGUAGGUGAUGGCUUCAAGGUGGCCAUGCAGAUUCUUAACAAUGGCCGGUUUGGCAUGUCAGCUGUGUUAUGUGGCACCAUGCGCACAGCCAUCGCCAAAUCGGUGACCCAUGCCACCACACGCACACAGUUUGGGAGCCGGUUAGCAGCCUUUGGCAACAUCCAGGAGAAGCUGGCCAGCAUGGCAGCGCGCCUGUACACGGCAGAAUCGCUUACCUACCUGCUGUCGGGAAACAUGGAUCGUGGCUUUACAGAUUACCAUCUCGAGGCAGCAAGCACCAAGGUGACUGCUUCCGAGUGUGCCUGGUAUGUGACAGAUGAGGCAAUCCAGAUCCACGGGGGCAUGGGUUUCAUGCGUGAUGGAGGCCUAGAGCGGUGCCUGCGAGACCUUCGCAUAUUUCGUAUUUUCGAGGGAGCCAAUGACAUCCUGCGGCUUUUUGUUGCUCUGCAAGGGCUGCAGUACGCCGGUGGCCACUUGCGUGAGCUGCGGCGUGCCUUGCGCAACCCUGCUGCGCACCUGGGCCUCCUGUUUGACCAGGGCUCUAAGAGGGUGCGACGUGCCGUGGGCCUGGGUUCGGCCGCACCCACCUUGCAGCAGCAUGUGCACACUCGUCUCGCUGGCCCAACUGCACUUGUGUCACGCUGUAUCGAGCUGUGUGGGGGCGCUGUCGAGCAUCUCCUCAUCAAGUACGGCCGUAACAUCAUUGACGAGCAGUUCCUGUUGAUUCGGCUGGCCUACAGUGCCAUAGACGUGUAUGCCAUGGUGGCGGUGUUGUCCCGAGCGAGCCGUGCCUUGGAGAAGUCGCUACCCUCGGCUGAGCACGAGGCCCUGCUGGCCCAGCUCAUUUGCAGCGAGGCCAGUGAGCGUGUGCAGGCCAAUUUGGGGGCUCUGCGAUCAGCUGAGAAGCAGGCCAAUUUCGCCACAAUGCGUGCCGUGGCCGAAAGCAUGUGCGAAGCGGGGGGUGCUGUGCCCCUCAAUCCACUGGGAGUCUAAUGGUGGCUCCGAAGAAUACGCGUUUAUGGUACCAAGGCCAUGUGGCGACGAUUGCCAUUUGGCUCAAUUCUGAUCAACUGAUGAUAAAGCUAUUUCCAAUCGCAGAUUGCAGUAUGAGAACUGUGUCUGUGGUUUCAUUUGCCUUGUGAUAGAUGAAAGGGAACACUAUUAUCUGCCAAGUGGAGCAAAAGGAUGAUUCAAGUAAUCGACUCUCGUUUAGUACUGUUUGGAAUACCCUCCUAUUAUUUCAGUAGCCCUGCAGUUGGAAGCCAUCUGGGCAGUCAAAAUACAUUCGGUUUACACAGCUGAAAAGACUAGUUUAGAUCCUCUACACUGGCCUGACUUCUACAUGUCAUUCUACGCCAAAUGUCCCAGCCUUUCUGGCUACCAUAUCAACUGUAUACCAAGAAUAUUGUACUUGUUUACUGCAUUGGAAACAGUGAAGUCCUGGAAUGUUUCAGACAAGAAAAUAUUACUGUCACAUGGAAGCCAUAUAUUGCAGAAUCUUGUCUGAUUGAUAUUCGUGAAAAAGAACAUCGUUGCUUAUGCCAAAACCAAGUUUGUCAAGCAAAAAUAUGGCAGCAUGCAGUUUUUUGCACUGUGUAGUACUACUCAGCUUAGAGCACUUGCUCUAAACACACUUUUACAGUUCAGUAAAAGUGGCAUCAUUUUUCUGCCAUACACACCUGUAAAAAUUUUACCCUGUGCAUCUAUUUCUCUCUCUUAAUACUGUGCUAUGUGUGAGUAUCUGAGUAAUUUGCCCUGCGGUGUCGUUUUAUUUUUUGUUUUUGGUUUUUAGUUUUUAUUUUGUGUGUGGGGUUGGUAAUCGCAUUCUAUGGUUGAGUAUUAUUAAGAGUGUGGCCGUUUGUUUCAAGAAUAACAUGAAGCCGUUAAUGAAAAAGCAGAGUGGAAAAAAUUACAUGAAGUGAAGCACUCAAUAAGGGCUUACUUAACAUAUAAAGACACUUUAACAACACCCAAGACUUACUUCAAAAAAUUAGGCUAAAUGUUACAGUUUGCAUGCGGCUGAGCGAUAAAAUACCAUAUUUACUUGAGUCUAGGCAGACCCCGAUUCUAAGCGCAAACCAACGAGACACAAGAGAAGAGACAAACAAGCGCAGACUGAAACUCAGUUUAUUCAGAGAAUAAAUUAUAUACCAGAAAGAAGAGAAAGGAAAAAAACUGUGGGAAAGGGUCCACCAUGAUCAGGUGUCAUCCAGAAACGAGAUUUCACAAUCUAACAGUGAUAUAGAGGGUGAACUAACACAACUAUCAAUAUUCUUUUUAAUAAAAAAGGCUUCCACAAUCUCUCUAGUUUUCGUGUCAUGAUGGCUGUAUAAGACAAAUGUGUGCGAAAAUUUAGGUACGCAGCCACACUUAUUGCAAUGGGCGGACAAAUGUAAACCCGGGGCUCAAUUCAGCUUAUUGUAGUGUUCUCGCAGGCGAACAUUCAAGCAGCGCCCAUCUGCCCAAUAUAUAACCUGCCGCAAGACAGUGGAAUACAAUAAACGACAUUAGAUCGACAAUUGGUGAAAGAAUUGAUAUGCUUGAUACACAACCUUUCUUUACAAGACCUGCCUUCAUUCUGCUUUGUAAGUCAAUUAUAGAACACAUUUGCUGCAGUUUUUCACUUGCGGAAAACACAACGUCGAGGUUAAAUUUUUUUGCACAUUUUUUUUAUUUCAUGCGAAAAGUCGUGCACAUAUGGGACUACCGCAAACUUACGUCGUUUAUCUGCCUCCUUUAAGGGGCAUCCCUUCUCUUUUUUCAUACGCAGUACCUUCUGAGCGGCGAAAAUGAGGACAUUGGACGGAAAGCCUGCCUCUCGCAACCUAAUUAUUUGAUUAGAAAAAACACAUGCCAUUUUGUGGAAACAUAGUUUCGUUGAGAAGGUGAAUCGCGAUACCCGAUUUGACUACUUUAGAAUGCGAAGAAGAGUAGUCCAAGAUUGGUUUCUUUGAAUGGGGAGAGUAGGACCAGCAUAGGUGAUCUGCGCGAAAAGAUAACUCAAGAUCUAGAAACUGCAAUAUCUUAUCAUAGGGAACCUCGUGGGUGAAACGUAAUGCAUGCUCAUUUUUUUCGAAGUUUUCAAUAAUCUUGUCCCGGUUUUUAUCCAAGGAAGGUGAAUGAACGAGCACAAGGUAAUCGUCCACAUAUCUGAAGACAUUAAUUACGAGGCUGCUUAGUGCCGUUUGCAAAUCCCUAUCAAAAUAGCUUAAGAAUAUGUCGCACAGGAUUGGUGCUACACAAGAGCCGAUACAAAUGCCAGACUUCCGCACGUAAUACUUAUCGCCCUAUAAUACAAGAGUAGAAUUCACAUAAAAAAAAAAGAGUAGUUCCAUGAAGCUCUCAACCGACAUCCUACAUUUGUUUACGAAUGAAAGUUCGUCAUUUUCCUGCGUGAUACAUUUUUUUACACACUUCAUGAGCUCAGGGUAACAGAGUAAAACAAAUCGACAACGUCGAUACUAAAACCACUGCUGUUAGACAAUUUUUUGGUUGCUAAGAAGUCAACAACCUGGUUUGAACCCUCUACCAGAAAAGGGUCCCUAAAAUUCAAGGCAGACAAGUAAAACUGGAGGAACGUUGAAACUUCAUGCUGCCAUGUGCUUCGUUCCGUAAUAAUUGUUCGAACGGGGAUGUCUAGUUUAUGGGUUUUUGCUGAAAAAAAAAAAAGGUUCUAAUGCGAUUUUUUUCGCUCUUUUCACUGAAGACGCGAGUCGGCACAUGUCGCUAGCUUCCAGCAAAGCAAUGGCUCGCUUCUUAACUUCAACUGGUUUAUCAGAAACUUCUCUAAAGUUUCUGCCAACUUGUAAAAUUAUUUUACUGCUACAAAUUAAAAUACGAUAAAAUAAAUGCUGGUUAUUUGGAUUUUAGUGAGGUACAAAUUAAAAUGUUUUUAAUGUGCACACCUCAGUGUAGUCCAAAAUGCUUAUUUUCAUAGAUUUGCCCCUCCCCCCUCUUUUUCCUUGAAUUUCUCAAACUUCAGUGGCCAAAAAUAUUUUUUUAUUGAGUAAGUAUGGAUUAUUCAGACAUCGAGUUCAGGCACAGUGCAGUACAAUGCUACAAGAGCAAACAAAAACAGUGUAUUGUGGCAGAAUUUCGGGAGGUGUAUAUGGCAAUAAAGUUGGAAGAAUGAAUCUUUCAGAACUUCAGACAUGUCAAGCAAGUGUGUUUGCUUACCGUGUAGACAAAAUAUGGUUUUGGCACUGAAACAGUGUUCUCAGAAUUGAUUUUCUGAAUGACAUCACUUAGGCAACAUUCUGGAGACUUGAAAAGGCAUGUUCAAUCAUUGGUCCACAUGAAAUAAUGUGGCGAUUACAUUUUUCCAGUGCUAUAAACAAGCACAGUUUUGUUCCAGGGCAAUUAAGGUGGCCGCCAAACCGUCAAGAGCAUUUGUCACGUAAUGAAUGAGCUCCUCGGGAGAUACGUGAGCUGCCACAUUUUUUUUAUGUGCCCUCAAUACUCCAGUUCCUGUGACACAACGUCCAACCAAGUUCGAAAUCUGCAAGUGUUUUAAAUAUCAGGCUGGCUGGUAAAAACAAAUUCGGAGAAAUUCAUGUGCUCAGCCAUGUCUUCUCUACGCCCAUUCGUUUUUAGGAGAAAUGAACUAAAACUGGCCCAAUCUUUGAAAAUUGGUACUGUUUGCAUGUCUAAAUAAACAAAAAGGCAAAGACAUGUUUUUCCACUUUAAACAAACAGCUUUGUGUGUCCUCAUAGUUUACUUAAAUGUAACAGUGCCUUAACAUUGCCAGUUUCACUUGCACUUAAGUUUGUAUUGUGUGGAAAGCAAUUUUCCGUGCCGCUUUUCGUGACAGGCGUGGCAUGUAUGACCUCCCCCUUUAGAUUCUUUUGGGUCAUCUGAACACUGCGCACACAUGCAGUGGCCAAAUUUGUGUAAUAUAUCUGUAGAUAGUUCCUGCUUCUUCUGUCCACACUACUUUUUCCUGCGUUUGUGCAACUGUCACUGUGUUCACUUUUUCAAUUCUUCAAAUCAAAAGAACAAUGAAGCUGUGAGGGGAAUCAUGUCGUGGCCCGCCUUCGAUCCUGCUUGGUGUCGGCAUCAGAGGUGCAUCAGAGUUGUUAUAGGAGACAUCCUUAGCAUUUGUAAUUUGCAUGUGCAGCAUUUGAAAGCCGCAGAAGAAUUCCCUGUUCAACAGAGGCCCCUUUUAAGAGCGUCACAUUAAGUGAAUUCUCGUGCUUUCGGCUGCUGUGUCUUCAGCUUUUAUGUAGAGGGAAAUGUAAAAUAAAAAUUAAUGUCCUCCUGCAAAAUCAGUUGAUUGAACAUAAAUUUCUCCUGUGCUUCAGUGUUUCUAGGCUAAUAACAUGACAAUGUAGAGUCUUAUCAGUUUACAAGAAUUUUAUGCAAAUUUUUUUAUGAUCGGCAUUGCCAUUUUGGAAAAAAUAGCAACACUGUGUUACUUUGUUCAUUUUUUCAGCUCGCUCAAAGAUUCAAUCAUACAGUGCAUUUUUAGUUUCUGUGCCGCUCAAUUUGUUCAUCUUGGCUUUGCAGGACCAUGAGAUAUGGGCGCUAUCUUCAGGUGGCUGGGCACUUUGGCAUUACAACUGUAGUAAAAAAGAGAAGGGAGGGGGGUUCACAUGCGCAUUAUUUUGAUGUUACUAAUGUUUGCUCUUGGUUAUAGUUUUUUUUUUUAUGUACUCCACUGCCCUCUGUGAAGCUAUGUGCGAGUGAGGGUAAAUAAAUACAAAUACAAAUACAUCACCUCUGAGCUGGUAUGCAUCCACAGUUUUGUAUUUUUUGUCACAAUGUGUUGUGACCAUCCUACUUGUGAUUGUACUUCACAGAUUAGCACUUUCAUUGCCCUCACACUGGAGUUUUGCUUACAUCUCUGUCUCAUAGUUUGCUGCUCAUGCGUAGGAAUGCAUGCAAAUAGUUGGGUUACCUCAUGCAGUUCUCAGCAUAUUUUGUUACAGGUGUUUUUGCAAUGUGUGGAGGACUGGUCUAGAUGUGCACAUAUCCUGUGAUUAUUUUUGUAUUGAGAGCUGAAUAAAAUGAGAUUUUAUUACUCUA
Molecule: messenger RNA, 7317 nt
Organism: Rhipicephalus microplus (southern cattle tick)
Lineage: Eukaryota; Metazoa; Arthropoda; Arachnida; Ixodida; Ixodidae
Product: very long-chain specific acyl-CoA dehydrogenase, mitochondrial-like
Molecular function (GO): very-long-chain fatty acyl-CoA dehydrogenase activity; flavin adenine dinucleotide binding; fatty-acyl-CoA binding
Source: RefSeq, a predicted model, not a curated record